UGGGAUGCCAUCACAGAGAUGGAUGAGCACAACCGGCCCAUCCACACUUUCCAGGUUUGCAACGUGAUGGAGCCCAACCAGAACAACUGGCUUCGCUCCAACUGGAUCUCUCGGCAGGCGGCUCAGAAGAUCUACGUGGAGCUUCGCUUCACCCUGCGCGACUGCAACUCCAUCCCGUGGGUGUCGGGCACCUGCAAAGAGACGUUCAACCUCUUCUACCAUGAGACUGACGAAGCUCACACUGUCAAAUUCAAGCCUGUGCAGUACACCAAGAUUGACACCAUUGCUGCUGACGAGAGCUUCACUCAGAUGGACCUCGGGGAUCGCAUCCUCAAGCUGAACACAGAGGUGCGCGAGGUGGGACCCAUGACCAGGAAGGGCUUCUAUUUGGCGUUCCAGGACAUUGGCGCCUGCAUCGCCUUGGUCUCAGUGAGGGUUUACUACAAGAAAUGUCCGUUCACCCUGAGGAACCUGGCCUCUUUUCCAGACACAGUGCCUCGUGUGGACUCCUCCUCACUGGUGGAGGUGAGGGGAGCGUGUAUUGACCAUGCGGAAGAAAGAGACACACCCAAACUCUUCUGUGGAGCCGAUGGUGAUUGGUUGGUUCCAUUGGGAAAAUGCGUCUGCAGCGUUGGGUAUGAGGAGAUUGACGGCACAUGUUUUGCUUGCCACCCAGGCUUCUACAAGGCAUAUGCUGGAAACAUCAAGUGUUCAAAGUGCCCUCCGCAUAGCUACAGCUAUGGAGAAGGGGCGACUAUCUGUCGCUGUGAGAAGGGCUUCUUCAGGGCUGAGAAAGAUCCCCCAACUAUGGCAUGCACACGUCCUCCGUCUCCUCCCCGUAACCUGCUGUCCAACCUGAACGACACCAGUCUGAUGCUGGAGUGGUCACCUCCCAGCGACACUGGGGGCCGCCGGGACCUCACCUACAACGUCCAGUGCAAGCGCUGUGGCCCCGAGCCGGACCAGUGCCAGCUGUGCGAGGAGGUGCUCCGCUUCCUGCCGAGACCACUGGGUCUGGUCAACGCCAGCGUCACUGUCAUGGACUUCUCGGCGCACGCCAACUACACCUUUGAGAUCGAGUCGCUCAACGGCGUGUCGGACAUGAGCUCCUUCCCUCGCCAGGUAGCGAUCAUCACCGUCAGCACUGAUCAGGGAGGUCCCACUGUGUUCGGGGCACUGAAGAAGGACUGGGCCUCUCCGAACAGCAUCGCUCUCUCCUGGCAGCAACCGGAACAGACGGCCCUUCCCAUCCUGGACUACGAGAUCAAAUAUUAUGAAAAGGAACACGAGCAGCUGAGCUACUCGUCUACGCGAACCAAGGCUCCCAGUGUGAUCAUCUCAGGUUUGAAACCAGCGACUUGGUACGUGUUCAGCGUACGCACCCGCACGCCGGCUGGAUACAGCUCCUACUCACCUAAAUACGAAUAUGAAUCCACAGGAGACUCAUCAGACAUCGCCUCGGAUCAAGGCCAGGUGUUGGUCAUCGUCACAGCAGCGGUGGGGGGAUUCACCCUCCUCGUCAUCCUCACCCUCUUCCUCCUCAUCACUGGAAGGUGCCAGUGGUACUUUAAGGCCAAGAUGACCUCGGAGGAGAAGAGGAGGACCAGUUAUCAGAAUGGACAUGUCCCUGUGCCAGGAUUAAAGACCUAUGUAGACCCUGAUACAUACGAGGACCCCACUCAGGCCGUCCAUGAGUUCACCAAGGAGAUCGACCCGUGCAGGAUCCGCAUCGAGAGGGUGAUCGGAGCCGGUGAGUUUGGCGAGGUGUGCAGCGGCCGCCUGAGAACGCCGGGGAAGAAGGAGAUCGCUGUGGCCAUUAAGACGCUGAAGGGAGGCUAUGUGGACCGUCAGAGGCGGGACUUCCUGCGCGAGGCAUCAAUCAUGGGCCAGUUCGACCACCCCAACAUCAUCAGGCUGGAGGGCGUGGUCACCAAAAGCCGACCUGUGAUGAUUGUGGUGGAGUACGUGGAGAACGGAUCACUGGACUCAUUUCUGAGGCAACAUGACGGUCACUUCACUGUCAUCCAGUUGGUCGGCAUGCUGCGCGGCAUCGCCUCGGGUAUGAAGUACCUGGCGGACACGGGCUACGUGCACCGAGACCUGGCGGCUCGGAACAUCCUGGUCAACAGCAACCUGGUGUGUAAGGUGUCCGACUUCGGCCUGUCCCGGGUGCUGGAGGACGACCCGGAGGCUGCGUACACCACAACGGUACUGUUUGAACAGGGUGGUAAGAUUCCAAUCCGAUGGACGGCACCUGAGGCCAUCUCAUACAGGAAAUUCUCCUCGGCCAGUGACGCGUGGAGUUACGGCAUUGUCAUGUGGGAGGUGAUGUCUUAUGGGGAACGGCCAUAUUGGGAGAUGUCCAACCAGGAUGUGAUCCUGUCCAUCGAGGAGGGCUACCGGCUGCCGGCGCCAAUGGGCUGCCCUGUGGCGCUGCACCAGCUGAUGCUGCACUGCUGGCAGAAGGAGAGGAAUCAUCGGCCCAAGUUCACCGACGUUGUGUCCUUCUUGGAUAAACUGAUCCGCAACCCCAGCAGCCUGCUGCCGCUGGUGGAGGACAUUCAGAGUCUACCAGAGUCUCCGGGGGAGGAAAUGGACUACCCCAUGUUCAUCUCCGUCAGCGACUGGCUGGACUCCAUCAAGAUGAGCCAGUACAACAGCAGCUUCAUGGCGGCAGGCUACAACACGUUGGAUUCUGUGGCCAGGAUGAGUAUUGAAGAUGUGAGGUGUAUAGGCGUGGACCUGAUCGGCCACCAGAGGCGGAUCAUCAGCAGCUUACAGACGCUUCGCCUUCAGCUGCUGCACGAACAGGAGAAAGGUUUCCAUGUAUGAGGACGACCAUGAACACAAGCUGGGACGGAUGGACAGGUGGACCGGACGGAAGCGAAGUCUAGACCGUAGUAGAGACAGUCUCCAGCCUGUGCCUGAGUCUCAGCCCCCCUCGUACCGGAGGUCAUUGGACAGACUUAGCACAGCAGACGGCCCCCGUGGGCUCCCUCAAGUCCAGUAGUACCAGACUUUUUUUCUACUACACACCCCUCUCCCAGUAAACCUGGUCCCGGUGUGCCGGACUGGUCCAGCCUGACAGACUCAACAGACUGACCCAGGCCCUCACGUAGGGGAAUGUAAUGCCUUGUUGCAGCAGCAGUUCUUUGUGUGGAGCAACAAUAUCUAGAGAUGUAGAUUUGCAAACGUAAUCUACUGAAUGUUUUGACUUUUGUUUCCUCUGUUCUCGCUCUGAUGACUUUUGUGCUCUUGUAGCUGCUAUCAGGUGUGCAAUCGAAACGUUCUGUCUUUUGAGAAGAAAAAAAAAAUA
Messenger RNA from Platichthys flesus (European flounder), 3316 nucleotides. Its product is annotated as ephrin type-A receptor 6-like. The transcript has 15 exons. Gene Ontology annotation, molecular function: protein binding; transmembrane-ephrin receptor activity; ATP binding. NCBI's taxonomy places the organism in Eukaryota, Metazoa, Chordata, Actinopteri, Pleuronectiformes, Pleuronectidae. Gene Ontology annotation, biological process: cell surface receptor protein tyrosine kinase signaling pathway; axon guidance; protein phosphorylation. The record is from RefSeq and is a predicted model, not a curated record. Gene Ontology annotation, cellular component: neuron projection; plasma membrane. Bases 19 to 2832 code for a protein of 937 amino acids.